AGAAGACACUCAAUGGAAGAAGACAACCACACGGUCAUAUCCCAAUUCCUUCUUCUUGGCCUCUCAGAGGACCGAGAUCUACAGCCCAUCCUCUUUGGACUGUUCCUGUCCAUGUACCUGGUCACAGUGCUUGGGAACCUGCUCAUCAUCCUGGCUGUCAGUUCUGAGUCCCACCUCCACACCCCCAUGUACUUCUUCCUCGCCAACCUGUCCUUUGUAGACAUCUGUUUCACCUCUACCAUGGUCCCCAAGAUGCUGGUGAACAUCCAUUCACAGAGCAAAGGCAUCUCCUACAUAGACUGUUUCACUCAAGUGUACUUUUCUAUGUUUUUUGCUGGAAUAGAUGAUUUCCUUCUGACUGUGAUGGCCUUUGACCGCUUUGUGGCCAUCUGCCACCCCCUGAACUACACAGUCAUCAUGAAUCCUCAGCUCUGUGUCCUGCUGGUUCUGAUGUCUUGGAUCAUCAUGUUCUGUUUCUCCCUGAUUCAUGUUGUACUGCUGAAGCAACUGACCUUCUCCAUAGUCACUGAAAUCCCACAUUUCUUCUGUGAGGUGGCUCAGCUUUACAAGGUUUCCAGCUCUGAUACCCUCAUCAGUAUCAUCAUUAUGUAUGUUUCAACUGCCCUGGUGGUUGUGUUUCCUGUCACUGGGAUCCUCUACUCCUACUCUCAGAUUGUCUCCACCUUAAUGAGGAUGUCCUCUGUGAACAAGUAUAAAGCAUUUUCCACCUGUGGGUCCCACCUCUGUGUGGUCUCCUUGUUCUAUGGAACAGCACUUGGGGUUUACCUCAGUUCUGCUGUGACCCGUUCUCCACAGGGAAGCACAAUUGCCUCAGUGAUGUACACUGUGGUCACCCCCAUGCUGAACCCCUUCAUCUACAGCCUGAGGAACAAGGAUGUGAAGGGGGCCCUGGGGAGACUCCUCAGCAGAGAUGGAUCACUCACCUCAGAACUAAGGGGAUGUUGUCUGCCCCUAUGUCAAAUGAUGUGA
This is a messenger RNA of Sciurus carolinensis (gray squirrel), 990 nucleotides long. Its product is annotated as olfactory receptor 7D4-like. Bases 13 to 990 code for a protein of 325 amino acids. The transcript has a single exon. Lineage: Eukaryota; Metazoa; Chordata; Mammalia; Rodentia; Sciuridae. Gene Ontology annotation, cellular component: membrane. Gene Ontology annotation, molecular function: olfactory receptor activity; G protein-coupled receptor activity. Gene Ontology annotation, biological process: G protein-coupled receptor signaling pathway. The record is from RefSeq and is a predicted model, not a curated record.